Molecule: messenger RNA, 1538 nt
Organism: Chrysemys picta bellii (western painted turtle)
Lineage: Eukaryota; Metazoa; Chordata; Testudines; Emydidae
Source: RefSeq, a predicted model, not a curated record
AUGCCCCCCCCCGACCCCCCACCGAAACAUGCCCUGAACUGCCACCGCAUGAAGCCGGCGCUGUUCACCGUCCUGUGCGAGAUCAAGGAGAAGACAGGUAGGGGGGUCCCGGGCCCCCCUGUCCCCCUCCGCCUGGGCAGCCCCUGUCUGGGGCCGGAGCGCGGCCUGGGCGGGGUCCAGGCACUGAGCAUCGGCCCCCCCUCCCUGUGCCCCACAUGCCGGGGGGCCUGGGCAGCUGGGUCUGUGUGUGCAACAGGACCCUGUGUGGGGGUGUGUUACAUCCAGCUGGUCAGCACGCUGCGUUGGGGGGACCCUGGCUGGGGGCCCUCGCACCCGCCCCUGCGCCGCCCCCGCUACUCACCCCAGAGCACGUGCGAGGCCGUCAUGAUCCUGCGCUCCCGCUUCCUGGACGCCAGGCGGAAGCGACGUAACUUCAGCAAGCAGGCGACCGAGGUGCUGAACGAGUAUUUCUACUCCCACCUGAGCAACCCCUACCCCAGCGAGGAGGCCAAGGAGGAGCUGGCCAAGAAGUGCGGCAUCACCAUCUCCCAGGUCUCCAACUGGUUUGGCAACAAGCGCAUUCGCUAUAAGAAGAACAUUGGUAAGUUCCAGGAGGAGGCGAAUAUUUACGCCGUGAAAACCGCCGUGAGCGUCACCCACGGGACCCAGAGCGGGGGGACGCGUAUCCCCCCUCCCACGGUCGAGCCCCCACUCACAGCCCCCCCCGGAUUAGGGCUACGGUCCCAGCUUCGCAACAGGCUCUGGGGGGACCCCCUGGGGGUCUCACUCGCCCUCCAGGAGAAGCCCCAUGGCUUCCCUGCCCCCCCCCCGACCCCUAGGUCCGGUGUGCGCCCCCCCAGCCCCGUGGGUCUGGCCCCUCAGUGUCUCCCCCCCGCCCCACAGGUGGAGUCUGUGCCUCACUCCAUGAGCCAGGGGCCCUAUGGGGAGGGCCUGGCGCCCGGCCAGCUCUACAGCCCCCGCGACGUGAGGGCUAACGGCGGGUGGCAGGAAGCCGCUACCCCCUCCUCGGUGACGUCCCCCACGGAAGGACCCGGUAGCGUCCACUCCGACACCUCCAACUGAUCCACCCCCCCGGCGCCCCCCCACAUCCAUGGGGGGCGGGGGGGCUGGCAUCUUUUCACGGGAAACAAGCCAAGGUGGUGCCCAUGGGGACCCCCCGACGGCGUCGCUUUGUAGGGUGAAUCCAGAGGGGGCCGGAGCCGAAUCCAGGCUCCCUGGGCAUUUUGGUAUUGAACGAGCAGCACAAAGGUUGUGAGCCUCCCCCCCUCCCCCCCCGACUCCCCCCAUGUGGGGCCAAGACCCCCCCGGCUUCCCCCCCCCGGCUUUCUCACUCUUCAGGGCGUUUCCUUCUCGUCCCCGUGCGCCGGCCUCGCCGUUUUGCCCGGGUUCUCCCCGUUUUCUCAGCUCCCUCGCACGGCCGUUUCCGCCGCGCUCGGUCCGUGUCCAGCCGUCUCUUGCUACCCCCCCCCCCGACUGGCUGCCCCCUGCUCCCAUUUGUGCCCCCCGGGGCGCUGAGC